AAGUUGAUCUAUCCAAGUGCCCUAUAAAAAGCGAGGCUCUUUUAUUCCUCAAUCGCUCGAUUCCGAUCGAAAACCACCACUGAGCUAAACCAUGGCUUCCCUCUCCACCACAUCGCCACCCACCACCACCACCGGCAUUGCCCCCUCCACCACUUCCUUGUCCCCUUCACUCCAAAAAAAAUGCCAAAUCUCUACUAUCUCAAAGCGUAGCAACAAGCAUUGCCUCCCACGUAAACUUUCAUGCAAAGCCAACAACAAUGAUCACGACCUCAGCCCUACAAACGACGUCGCAUCAAAAACUUCAAAUCCUAAACUCGACCGUAGAAAUGUUCUCCUCGGCCUUGGCAGUCUCGGCGGCUUGGCGGGCCUACGUGCCGACCCCUUCGCCUUCGCCGCCCCCAUUUCCGCUCCGGACAUAUCCCAGUGCGGCGCUGCCGAUUUUCCCUCGGGCGUGGAUCCCGUCAACUGCUGCCCGCCAGUUUCCGCUCAAAUUGUCGACUUCAAGCUGCCUGCUAGCCCCGGCAAACUUCGCGUGAGGCCGCCGGCUCAUGCCGUGGACAGCGCUUACACAGCGAAGUUCAAAAGAGCUUUUGAGCUCAUGAAAGCCCUCCCGGACAGCGAUCCGAGAAGCUUCAAGCAACAGGCCAGCAUCCACUGCGCCUACUGCGACGGCGCGUACGAGCAAAUCGGUUUUCCGGACCUCGACAUUCAGGUCCAUAACUCCUGGCUCUUCUUCCCCUUCCACCGCUGGUACCUCUAUUUCUUUGAGAGAAUCUUGGGAAAGCUCAUUGACGAUCCCAGCUUCGCCAUGCCGUUCUGGAACUGGGACGCCCCAGCGGGAAUGCAGAUACCUGCGAUUUAUGCCGACCGAAGAUCACCCCUCUAUGACCAGUUCCGGAACAAAAGCCAUCAGCCGCCUUCGCUCGUCGACCUCGACUUUAAUGGUCGGGACGAAUCGAUCUCAAACCAAGCCCAGAUUCAAUCCAAUCUGACCAUCAUGUACCGUCAGAUGGUGUCCAACAGCAGAAGCGCAAGGAUAUUCAUGGGAGAAUCUUAUCGCGCCGGGGACGAGACCGAUCCGGGGCCGGGUUCCUUCGAGAAUAUCCCGCAUGGCUCGGUCCACACAUGGACCGGCGACAACACACAGCCUUACGGAGAGGACAUGGGGAACUUCUACUCGGCUGGUAGGGAUCCAAUCUUCUUCGCUCACCACUCCAACAUCGACCGAAUGUGGAACGUUUGGAAGACAUUGGGUGGCAAGAGACAAGACUUCACCGACCCCGAUUGGCUCGAUGCCUCUUUCUUGUUCUAUGAUGAGAACUCUCAGCUCGUGCGCGUCAAGGUCCGAGACUCCCUCGACUCCCGAAAGCUCGGGUACACCUACCAAGACAUCGAGCUUCCGUGGCUGAACACCCGGCCGAGGCCGCGGAGAGUGGUCGACAAAGUAAAGAGGGCUUUCGCGCGCAUUGGGGUGGCUCGCGCUGACGAGUACCCGACGGCUAAUUUCCCGCUAACGUUGGACAAGCCGGUGAAGACGUUAGUGUCGAGACCGAAGAAGUCGAGGAGCAAGAAGGAGAAGGACGAGGCGGACGAGGUUUUGGUGAUCCAAGGGAUCGAGUUCGACAGAAACGUGCCGAUCAAGUUCGAUGUUUUCAUCAACGACGAGGACGACGCGCUGACCGGACCGGACAAGAGCGAGUUCGCGGGGAGCUUUGUGAGCGUUCCGCACCGGCACAAGAGCAAGACGAAGAUGAACACUGGCUUGAGGCUGGACAUUACUGAGCUGCUGGAGGAUUUGGACGCGGAAGAAGAUGAGAAUGUGGUGGUGACUUUGGUGCCCAAAGUUGGGAUCGGACACGUCUCCAUUGGUGGGCUCAAGAUUGAGUUCGUUUCUUGAGCGCGCACCCAUUGGGCGCCAGUUUUCUUUGUUUUGGAAUACCACUUUGCGACUUUUCAUGGGUUGUUUCGGUAUUGGCAACUGUGCUUGGUAAUAUGUCGUAUGCCCUGUUGACUGUUCUUUGUCUGUGUCGUUUUUUCUCUUUAAUAAUCGCGUUGUGGAAUAAAGAAUAGAUUGGUUUAUCCAAUACAAUAUUCCCCAUCUCGUACUGAUAGAUGUAGAUGCUCUCUUUUGCUUUUUCAUGAAUUAAAUGUUUUGUUUGCUGUGAA
Molecule: messenger RNA, 2166 nt
Organism: Morus notabilis
Lineage: Eukaryota; Viridiplantae; Streptophyta; Magnoliopsida; Rosales; Moraceae
Product: polyphenol oxidase, chloroplastic
Exons: 1
Coding region: 92-1897 (601 amino acids)
Biological process (GO): pigment biosynthetic process
Molecular function (GO): catechol oxidase activity
Source: RefSeq, a predicted model, not a curated record